AUGGACUCAUCUGCCCGGGCGUACAUUCCCCUCGACGACGAUUCCCCGAGAGAUCUGUUCAAGAAAGCCACAGAAUUCUAUAAAGUUAUCCAAGAAAAGCUGGAAGAAAAGGGCAGCGCUGGUACUGCACUCAUCAGUGAUACUCUGACACGAUAUUUGGGUACCGUGAUCUUCGGCAGCAACUACAUUGAACGUGCUGGCCUCAACCUGGAAGAGACCAACAAAAUCUGCGAACGUAUCUUUCGAGGAGAAUUCACCCCAGCAUCUCAUAUCAUCCGAAGCCGGCGAGAGGUAGUUCAACAUGCGCUGGCACUGAACUUUUUGAUAGAUGUAAUGGUUGUCAAGGACAAACCGCUUUCCGAGAACCUGAUUCUCCAUACCCACCGGAUUCUGACGGAGUGUAUCGACACGGCUGGGGGCAUCCCUUGGACAGAAUACUCGGGCAGGUAUAGAAAGGUACAUGUUCAUGCAGGGAAUACGAAUUUUGUUUCGCCUAGAUAUGUGCCCGCGAAGAUGAAAGAGCUGGUUACCGAGUUCGAGAGAGAUAUUCAUAAGAUUGAAUCUACCCAUAUCCUUGAUCCAUUCACCUUGGCUGCCAAGUACUGCAACGACUUUGUGAUGAUUCAUCCUUUUGCAGACGGUAAUGGAAGAAUGUGUCGAUUGAUCAUGAACGCAAUACUGUUAAAGUACGCCGGGAUCGUGGUCUGCCUGGGCGAGCACGAUGAAAGCCGCCGGCAAUACAUCGACAUUCAAAAGCGAGCUGGAGAGCGCAUGGAAGGCUCGGGAGAGCUUGCUGCAUUGAUUUUGAAAAAGUCAGUUGCUAGAUAUCGAACUAUUAAACAGAAAAUCAGAGGAAAGAAGCAGGGCUGA
Messenger RNA from Aspergillus costaricaensis CBS 115574, 870 nucleotides. RefSeq names its product Fic family protein. The record is from RefSeq and is a predicted model, not a curated record. The coding region runs from base 1 to 870 and encodes 289 amino acids. The transcript has 2 exons. Lineage: Eukaryota; Fungi; Ascomycota; Eurotiomycetes; Eurotiales; Aspergillaceae.